GCUGGUCUCCGUCCCCCCCCCAGGAGAGACGGGCCUCAGGGCAGUGCCAGGCCGGGGCUGAGGCGCAGAGGGGGCGCGCAGGUGGCGGAGGUGCAGGUGGUGGUGCUCCUUGAAGUCCUGAGCUGGGGUCAGCUGGAAGAUGACCGAAUAUAAGCUAGUGGUGGUGGGAGCUGGUGGUGUUGGGAAGAGUGCUUUGACAAUACAGCUCAUUCAGAACCAUUUCGUUGAUGAGUAUGACCCCACGAUAGAGGAUUCCUACAGAAAGCAAGUUGUCAUUGAUGGAGAGACCUGCUUGUUAGACAUCUUGGAUACGGCAGGGCAAGAGGAGUACAGUGCCAUGAGAGACCAGUACAUGAGAACGGGGGAAGGAUUCCUCUGUGUCUUUGCCAUCAACAACACCAAGUCCUUUGAAGAUAUUCACCAGUACAGGGAGCAGAUCAAGAGGGUGAAAGACUCAGAUGAUGUUCCCAUGGUGCUGGUGGGAAAUAAGUGUGACCUGCCAGCCCGGACAGUGGAGACCCGGCAAGCGCAGGACCUGGCCCGGAGUUACGGGAUCCCCUACAUAGAAACGUCUGCCAAAACCAGACAGGGUGUUGAAGAUGCCUUCUACACCUUGGUGCGGGAGAUCCGUCAGCACAAGCUGCGCAAGCUGAAUCCCCCAGAUGAGAGCGGCCCCGGCUGCAUGAACUGUAAAUGUGUGAUAUCGUGACUCCGGUGAGUGCUGGAAGCAGGGGAUGGCGUGCAGAGGGUACCACUGUGCC
This is a messenger RNA of Athene cunicularia (burrowing owl), 761 nucleotides long. It is a transcript of the gene HRAS, whose product is annotated as HRas proto-oncogene, GTPase. Gene Ontology annotation, cellular component: plasma membrane. The record is from RefSeq and is a predicted model, not a curated record. Gene Ontology annotation, biological process: Ras protein signal transduction. The transcript is spliced from 6 exons. Gene Ontology annotation, molecular function: GDP binding; GTP binding; GTPase activity. NCBI's taxonomy places the organism in Eukaryota, Metazoa, Chordata, Aves, Strigiformes, Strigidae. Bases 140 to 709 code for a protein of 189 amino acids.